AUGGCUCGUACAAAGCAAACUGCCCGUAAAUCGACUGGUGGAAAAGCCCCACGUAAGCAACUGGCAACAAAGGCAGCUCGUAAAAGUGCUCCAGCAACAGGAGGUGUAAAGAAACCACAUCGUUAUCGUCCUGGAACAGUGGCUCUUCGUGAGAUUCGUCGUUAUCAGAAAAGCACCGAAUUGUUAAUUCGUAAAUUGCCUUUCCAACGUUUAGUUCGUGAAAUUGCUCAAGAUUUCAAAACAGAUUUGCGUUUCCAGAGCUCAGCUGUUAUGGCGCUUCAAGAAGCAAGUGAAGCUUAUUUGGUUGGCCUGUUUGAAGACACAAAUUUGUGCGCCAUCCAUGCCAAACGUGUCACAAUUAUGCCAAAAGACAUUCAAUUGGCCAGACGCAUCCGUAUGGCUCGUACAAAGCAAACUGCCCGUAAAUCGACUGGUGGAAAAGCCCCACGUAAGCAACUGGCAACAAAGGCAGCUCGUAAAAGUGCUCCAGCAACAGGAGGUGUAAAGAAACCACAUCGUUAUCGUCCUGGAACAGUGGCUCUUCGUGAGAUUCGUCGUUAUCAGAAAAGCACCGAAUUGUUAAUUCGUAAAUUGCCUUUCCAACGUUUAGUUCGUGAAAUUGCUCAAGAUUUCAAAACAGAUUUGCGUUUCCAGAGCUCAGCUGUUAUGGCGCUUCAAGAAGCAAGUGAAGCUUAUUUGGUUGGCCUGUUUGAAGACACAAAUUUGUGCGCCAUCCAUGCCAAACGUGUCACAAUUAUGCCAAAAGACAUUCAAUUGGCCAGACGCAUCCGUGGCGAACGUGCUUAA
Messenger RNA from Eupeodes corollae, 807 nucleotides. RefSeq names its product histone H3-like. The record is from RefSeq and is a predicted model, not a curated record. Gene Ontology annotation, cellular component: nucleosome. Lineage: Eukaryota; Metazoa; Arthropoda; Insecta; Diptera; Syrphidae. The transcript is spliced from 2 exons. Bases 1 to 807 code for a protein of 268 amino acids. Gene Ontology annotation, molecular function: DNA binding; structural constituent of chromatin; protein heterodimerization activity.